CUUUCCCAGCGCCGCGCUGCCGUUUCUGAGAUCGAUUCCAAGCUGCAGUGUGCCCAACUGCUUCUUCCUCUUCCCAUGGCGUCCAUCUUCCUGUGCUCGCCCCUUCUCCUGCUUCUCCCUCUCUGCUCGGAUUUUGCCAGGUCCGCGCAGCUCCCAUGGCGCCUGGCUGGAUUUCUCCUCGGCGCGUCUGCUCCCUGGAACUCGCCACUGCGCGCGCGCCCCUUCCUCUGCGCGCGUCGCGCCCAAGCUCCCUGCUCACGCCGUCGUCGAGCUUCCUGAUACGCGCGCCCAGCUGUUCCUCCUCCCUGCUCGGCUUAACCAUCAGCCUCCCUCCCCUCGGUGCCCAGCGCGUCCCUCUGUCCCUGCGCGCCGUGCUCUCUUCCAUGGAUGCCGCGGCUGCUGCUCUGGUGUUUUCCCUGCGCACGACGCUCCUCCAGUGCCGCGUCCGACUCACUGGCUUUCCCCGAGCUCGCGCUCAACCUGCUCGCCGGAUCCUCUGCAAGCUGUCGCGCCGUCGCCUUGCUGUGCGCCUCUGAUUCGCCCUUGCUCGGAUCUGCCGUCGCGUCCUGUUCCCUGGUGGCCGAGCAUAGCCCUUGCGCUCGUGCAUUCUCUGUUCAAUUUCUAGAACACCUAGGUCUAUCCAUGGUCGCUCCCUUCGUCGUUGGCGCUCGACUCCUUGUUUCAGUUUGCCGUGUCGCGCCGUUAUUGUUUCUGUCGCGAGCUCGAUCCCGUUGUCAUCACUUCGCCGUAUUCGCCGGUAGCCACCUCGUCGUGCUCGUCUCCAGUCCUCGCGCGGCUUUCUGCUUGCCAGCGCGCCCUCUCAGCUCGCUCGGCCUUAAUUCCUACCGCGUCAUCGACCUCACCGCGACUUAGUUCGUCCGUUGUGCUGGUCGCUGUCCCAUGCUGUGCCUAUUAGCUCGGAUCCUGCCCUAGCUCGUCGUUGCGUCGUUCACAGUCGAGUCGUCAAACCCGUCAUCCCCUGCUCAACCCCCACCUCACCAGCUCGCUCCCGACUUUAACUGAAGGUCGUCGUUGUUCCGCAAGUCAUCAAGAAAUCUCAAGAAUCAGGUGAAGACGAAGCUAGCAGCGUGGUAUUCACCAAGUGCGCGACAAAAAGCUCGAACAUCCUGCGCGACUCAAGUUCGAUUCGUCAAAAUUAUUUAGUCGAGGAAAAUGUCUUCAGCAAUUGAUUACCGAAGAAAAGAAGGCCCCUGGAUGACGUUAACCGGAACCCGUAGUCGUGCUUCCGACUAUCUCGUCAAAUUAGUCAGGGUAAGCAAAUUUGUUAUUCGUGCGAGUGGAUUAAUGAAUGAUCUGACUAGGUCUAAUAUUUAUU
Molecule: messenger RNA, 1336 nt
Organism: Zea mays
Lineage: Eukaryota; Viridiplantae; Streptophyta; Magnoliopsida; Poales; Poaceae
Source: RefSeq, marked predicted